AUGUCUGCUACAAGUUUCUCAGUUGUUGCCGCUGGAUCAACCUGCGCAGGUUUGAUAUCCAAUUGCUCUAAGAUUUUCCCUCAGAAGGACUCAGUUUCUUGGAGCAAGAAAACUGUCUCAAAUGGCUCUAAAACUCACUGCAUGAAGACUUGGAACCCCAUCAACAACAAGAAGUUUGAGACCCUUUCAUAUCUUCCACCUCUCUCCGAUGAAUCGAUUGCAAAAGAGAUUGACUACAUGAUCAAAAAGGGAUGGAUCCCUUGUCUUGAAUUCGACGAGGUGGGAUAUGUGCACAGAGAAAACAGCAGGAUGCCAAAUUACUAUGAUGGGAGAUACUGGACUCUGUGGAAGCUGCCCAUGUUUGGCUGCAAUGACUCCUCUCAAGUUCUGAAUGAAGUUCAAGAGUGCAAAAAGGCAUACCCCAAUGCUUAUAUUCGCUGUUUGGCAUUUAACAACGUCAAACAGGCACAGUGCAUGUCAUUUCUCAUCCAGAAGCCAAACACAACCUAA
Messenger RNA from Fraxinus pennsylvanica, 510 nucleotides. The record is from the annotation of a GenBank genome assembly. Lineage: Eukaryota; Viridiplantae; Streptophyta; Magnoliopsida; Lamiales; Oleaceae.